Aspergillus fischeri NRRL 181 is the source of this 1108-nucleotide messenger RNA. RefSeq names its product aspartate aminotransferase. The annotation marks the transcript as partial. Gene Ontology annotation, molecular function: pyridoxal phosphate binding; L-aspartate:2-oxoglutarate transaminase activity. Gene Ontology annotation, cellular component: cytosol. The transcript has a single exon. The record is from RefSeq and is a predicted model, not a curated record. Gene Ontology annotation, biological process: L-aspartate biosynthetic process. Lineage: Eukaryota; Fungi; Ascomycota; Eurotiomycetes; Eurotiales; Aspergillaceae.
UGAAAUACAGGCCAAAGCUCGUGUCCACCAAGAUCAAACUCAUGAAUACCUGGGCAUAGCAGGCUCCCCGGUCUUAAUAGAACAGGCUCAAUUACUCACCUUCGGAUCCAAAAUUACCGCGAGACUCAAAUACCAAAGUAUCGCCUCCAUACAGACAGUCUCGGGGACAGGCGCCAACCACAUGGCCGCCCAGUUCCUAUCCCAGCAUCUGCGCCCGGCCCGGGUCUUUAUUCCGUCGCCAACAUGGAUCAACCACAGAACCAUCUGGGCGAUGGCUGAGGUGCAGGUUCACGAUUAUCCGUACUAUGCACCACAGACGCGAGCCGUUGAUCUGGCAGGCAUGCUCGCUGUGCUGGAGAACACCGCUGAGGCCCGCGACGUGGUGAUUUUGCAGGCGUGCGCGCAUAACCCGACAGGGGUGGACCUCUCGCAGGCACAGUGGGCGCGAAUGAUGGAUGUCGUGAAGCGGAAGAAGCUGUUUGUGGUUUUUGAUAUUGCCUACCAGGGCUUUGCCACCGGCGACAUUGACGGCGAUGCGUGGUCAGUGCGCUAUUUUGUCGAGCAGCUGAUUCUGAAUGGCCCGCCGGAGCACCCUGGUCUGUGCGUAGCCCAGUCCUUCUCCAAAAACUUUGGGCUGUACGGCGAGCGCGUGGGCGCUCUUCAUCUUGUCGUACCCCAGCAUCUCUCGGCGCAGGGCGCCCGCUCGAAACUAGUCGCCCUCGCCCGCGCCGAGUAUUCCAAUCCGUCGCGCUUCGGGGCCAGUCUAGUGGAGACGGUCCUAGCGGAUGCAACACUGCGGGCACAAUGGGAGCGGGACUUGGAGACUAUGAGCUCGAGGAUAAAGACUAUGCGGCGCGAGCUCCGAAAGAAACUAGAAGAGAACGGGGCCCGGGGGGAUUGGUCGUUUAUCGAGAGUCAGAUUGGUAUGUUUAGCUAUCUUAGCAUAGAUCGAGACCAGGUUGAUCGCCUGAAGAGGGAGUUCCACAUUUAUCUCCUGCCCUCGGGCCGGGCGAGUAUCUGUGGGUUGAAUAGGAAGAACAUUGACUAUGUGGCAAUGGCAAUCGCGCAGGUCCUUGGGUCGGGCCACAAACAGUCGCGACCGAGUUAG